AUGAGAGAAGUUCCUGAUAAGUCAUGGAUUGAUAUUCCUAUAUUUCAAAGAAGAGCGAAAGGUGAUACUCGAUAUCGAGACGGAUGGGAAACAUUCCUUGAGUAUGCAUAUGCUAAUCCGAGGAAGGUAGAUAAUGAUUUGUUGUGUUGUCCAUGUAGUAAGUGCAGGAAUAGGGGUCUGGUGGAUAGAGUUGCUAUACGAAGACACUUAGAAAGAUGGGGAUUUGAUGAAAAUUAUAAAUAUUGGAGUUUUCACGGAGAACGUGAAGAUAUUGAACUAGAUGAUACUAAUAUAGAAGAUACGCAAGCAAUGUUCAACGAUAUUCCAGCAGUUGCAGAAGUCAAUGAAGUUCAAGAAGUACCGGAGGCUGUUGAAGUUCCUGGAGAUGCAGAUGAUGUCCAAAAUACCGAAGAUGUGCGUGACACCCGGGCCUACAAAGACUUAAUGAAGUUAUUGGAAGACGACGAUAAGGAUCUGUAUGAUGGUUGCACUGAGUAUAGUAAAUUGUCAUUUAUUCUUCAACUGAUGCGUAUUAAGACCCUGAGCGGAAUGGCAGAUAAAUAUUUUCAAAUGCUUCUUAAUUUACUACGCAAGGUAAUUCCAGACGGAGAGAAUAGCAUUCCAGAAAAGUGUUAUGAUGCAAAUAAGAUUAUUGGUGCUUUGGGUUUAGAUUACAAUAAGAUCGAUGCUUGUCCUAAUGAUUGUGUCCUUUAUUAUAAGGAUAACGAGAAACUUGAGGAAUGUCCAAAGUGUGGAGUGUCUCGAUGGAGAAAGAAUACACGCACUUCAACCAGAAAGUCGAACGAGUCAGUGAAUCAACAGAAAAAAAUUCCAGCGAAGGUGCUCCGACAUUUUCCCUUAGUGCCUCGGUUGCAACGGCUGUAUAUGACAAAAAAGGUAGCUAAAGAAAUGCGGUGGCAUAAAGAAAGACGUGUAGAUGAUGGUAAACUAAGACAUCCAGCAGAUGCAAAGGCAUGGAAGCAUGUGGAUCAGACUUUUCCCUCAUUUGCCACAGAGUGCAGGAAUGUCAGACUUGGGCUAUCUAGUGACGGAUUCAACCCGUUUGGCAUUAUGAGUUCGGGAUGGUCUACUUGGCCAGUUGUGUUAAUGCCUUAUAAUUUGCCACCUGGUCUUUGUAUGAAGCAAUCAUAUAUGAUUCUUUCAUUAUUGAUACCAGGCAAACAUUCACCCGGUAAUGACAUAGAUGUGUUCAUGGAGCCGUUAAUUGAUGAGUUAAAACAACUCUGGGAUGAAGGGGUCCCAACAUAUGAUGCUCUUUCUUGUGAGUCUUUUAAUCUCCGUGCUAUUCUUAUGUGGACGAUUAAUGAUUUUCCAGCUUAUGGUAAUCUAUCUGGUUGGUCUACGAAAGGGACAUUCGCUUGUCCUGGGGGGAAAUGGGCAAAUAAGUUUGAUGGCCAAGAAGAGAAAAGAGGGGAGCCUCGUGAAAUGUCUGGAGAUGAGAUUGUAAACUUGUUUGAGGGAUAUCCUAAAUUCAAUUUUGGAAAGAGCCGAUUUACAAAAGAUGAAAUUCUUGCUCCGAGACACACUUCCAUCAUGAAGAGGGCACCCAAACGAAAGAGGCAAGUGCGGGGUUUAGAUGUCACACAUGCUCAGGAUUUGCCGACAGGAUGGACAAAAUUUAGUAUAUUCUUUCAGUUGCCUUACUGGCAUAAACUCAAACUCCGACAUAAUUUAGAUGUAAUGCAUAUUGAAAAGAAUAUAUGUGAUAACUUAUUAUCCACACUCCUUCAAGAUGGUAAGAAAUCAAAGGACGAUUUAAGGGCUCGGCAAGAUUUGAAUGCAUUGAACAUCCGACAUGAUCUGCAAGCACAAGAAGUAGCCAAUGGAAAAUUUGAUUUGCCUUCAGCUCGUAUUACAAUGUCAAAAGCUGAGAUGCAGAGAUUCUGUGAGGUUCUUAAGUCGGUGAAGUCACCAGAUGGUUAUUGCUCUAAUAUUUCAAAUAAUGUACAGGUGAAAGAGCGAAAACUUUUAGGACUUAAGACACAUGAUUAUCAUAUUCUUCUUCACCAAUUGCUUCCGGUAGCACUUCGUAACAACAUGGCCGAUGAAGAAUUAUGCUCCAAAGUGAUCAAUAUUGAUGAAUUUAAGGCACUAAAAGCAGAAAUGAAUGAAACCCUCUGCAAAAUGGAGAUAUUCUUCCCUCCAUCAUUUUUUACGAUCAUGGUCCAUCUCACACAUCAUCUUGUAGAUGAGGCAUUACUCGGAGGACCAAUAUUUGGGUUUCUUGAAACGCAUAAUGCGAAAUCAGUUAACUAUCGUUGGAUGUAUCCCAUGGAGAGAUAUUUGGGUUUCUUGAAACGCAUAAUGCGAAAUCGGGCUCAUCCUGAAGGUUUGAUUGCUGAUCAUUACGUGGCAAAUGAAUGUAUGAUGUUUACCUCUCGGUGUAUACAAGGUGUACAUACAACAAAUAAUUCUCUAAAUAGUAAUAGAGAUGGCACCUUUCAUGGAAGUACCAAGAUGAACAAAGACUAUUCCAGAAUAGACUUGAAUCAGGCUCAUGCCUUCUUAUUGCAGAACCUAGAAAUUUUUGAAGAUUACCGCAAGUAA
Messenger RNA from Asparagus officinalis (garden asparagus), 2568 nucleotides. RefSeq lists its product as uncharacterized. Bases 1 to 2568 code for a protein of 855 amino acids. The record is from RefSeq and is a predicted model, not a curated record. Lineage: Eukaryota; Viridiplantae; Streptophyta; Magnoliopsida; Asparagales; Asparagaceae. The transcript has 5 exons.